UCCACUGAAGUCUCUUGCCCUCUUGCUUUUCACACAUGUGAUUGUGAUGAUAAAAAUUAUUCCUGAAUACAUCAUACAUCAUGGAUGCUCACGAUCUUUUUAAAAAACUCUCAGCCGGCGCAAAAUUCGAUUUAAAACGCUUUCGACAUGAUGCAGAAAAAUUUCAGAUGGUGAGACCAAGCAAAAAUGACGUGAGCGUUAAGAAAGAAAAGAUAGACGAUGAAUUGUUAGAGCCUGAAAAUAACAUAGAUAAUAACGCAAAACGAAAGCGUUGCAAGGAUGAAAAUGAAGAUAUUGAAGGGAUAACAUUGCUGAAUGAACUGUCAGUGGCAAGAGAUGGUAGCGGUUCAGUUAAGAAACGUAAAAAGAUUGCAACUGCGGACAAGAUAUUGAAGCUAGAACAAGAAAAGGUAAAUCAAAUGAGGAAUAUGAAUCGCAUUUCAGUCACGGGUAGUCAUGUACCUAAAUUAAUAUUAGAAUUUGAUGAAUUAAGAACAAGUUAUCAAGUGCCAGUAAACUUAAUGAAAAAUAUGAAAGACAGUGGAUACAUGAUUCCAACACCGAUACAAAUGCAAGCAAUGCCAGUUAUGUUAGAGGGUAGACAAAUACUGGCGUGUGCUCCAACAGGAUCGGGGAAAACUGCAGCAUUUCUGUUACCUAUCAUUCAUAGCUUACGGGGACCACAAAAAAAAGGUUUUCGUGCUAUUAUUCUAAGUCCUACGAGGGAAUUGGCCAAACAGACAUAUAGAGAAUGUCUAAAAUUGAGUGAAGGUUAUGACUUUAGAAUUCACAUAAUUGGCAAAAUAAAUCAAGCUCUUACCAAAUAUGGACCCUCAAGCUCGCAAAAGUUUGAUAUUUUAAUUACCACACCAAAGCGAUUAGUUUUUCUUUUAAACCAAGAUCCUCCAGCCAUUUCGUUAAGCAACGUGGAAUGGUUGAUUGUGGACGAAGCUGAUAAGCUUUUUGAAGAUGGAAUACGCGGAUUUAGGGAACAAUUAGAUGAAAUUACAAGAGCUUGCACUAAUACAGAUUUACGUCGGGCUAUGUUUAGUGCGACAAACACACCCGCGGUUUCAAAAUGGUGCCGCCGUAAUAUGAAAGGACUCAUAACAGUAACAGUUGGACACAGAAAUGCAGCUACAGAUAUGGUGGAUCAAGAAAUCUUGUUUGUUGGGAAUGAACAAGGCAAAUUGUUGGAAUUUAGAAACAUGAUUCGGAAGGGUAUAUCACCACCGGUCUUGGUAUUUGUGCAAAGUAAAGAGCGGGCUCAAGAGCUUUUCAAUGAACUUAUAUACGAUGGAAUUAACGUGGACGUUAUUCAUGCCGAUAGGACAACGACACAGCGAGACAAUAUCGUACGUUGCUUCAGAGAAGGACAGAUCUGGGUCUUGAUCUGUACAGAACUGAUGAGCAGAGGUAUAGACUUUAAAGGCGUAAAUCUUGUUAUAAAUUACGAUUUUCCGCCGUCCGCCAUCUCCUACAUUCACAGAAUAGGUCGUACCGGCCGCGCCGGUCACAAGGGAAAGGCCAUAACGUUUUUCACUCGACAGGAUACAGUGAACUUGCGAAGUAUCGCGGCAGUUAUGCGAGCAUCCGGAUGCGAUGUGCCGGAUUAUAUGCUGGCUAUGAAGAAGCACAAUAAGAAAGAACGACGCAAGCUCGAACAUACGGCACCUACACGUGAAAGGAUAUUAACCGUCCCCAUGUACAAGCAACGUAAGCGGAAAUCUCUCGAAGUCGAAAAGAAAUCGAAGCUAGAGAAGGAAACGUAGAAGUUAUUACAGUCACAAUGCAAUUUAUUGCCUCCUAGUCUGACCAGAUUUCUUGAACUCAGGAAAUUCUUAUGAUGUGCGCUUGGACUUAAUAUGUAUGUUGGCAGCUAAAUAUGUUACAUAUAUUUAGAAUGAGCAUUUGAU
Molecule: messenger RNA, 1916 nt
Organism: Formica exsecta
Lineage: Eukaryota; Metazoa; Arthropoda; Insecta; Hymenoptera; Formicidae
Gene: ais
Product: probable ATP-dependent RNA helicase DDX52
Exons: 13
Coding region: 81-1772 (563 amino acids)
Biological process (GO): maturation of SSU-rRNA
Cellular component (GO): 90S preribosome
Molecular function (GO): RNA helicase activity; ATP binding; nucleic acid binding
Source: RefSeq, a predicted model, not a curated record